Molecule: messenger RNA, 622 nt
Organism: Calliphora vicina (urban bluebottle blowfly)
Lineage: Eukaryota; Metazoa; Arthropoda; Insecta; Diptera; Calliphoridae
Gene: Lamtor5
Product: Late endosomal/lysosomal adaptor, MAPK and MTOR activator 5
Exons: 4
Coding region: 114-389 (91 amino acids)
Biological process (GO): positive regulation of TORC1 signaling; cellular response to amino acid stimulus
Cellular component (GO): Ragulator complex; lysosome; cytoplasm
Molecular function (GO): guanyl-nucleotide exchange factor activity
Source: RefSeq, a predicted model, not a curated record
UCUCAAACAGUCAGCUGGUUUAUAUAUAUUUUGUUUAUCACCACAUACGAAUCUACUUUAAGAAAAAUCUAAAUUUUUAUAAAGAAUUUAUUAAUUUUAUACAAAAUCAAGCAAUGGAACAACAAUUAGAAAAAGUUUUAAGUGAUAUAAAUUCACAGCCCGAAACUGUAGGCUGUCUAAUAACAAAUCGUCAGGGUCUUUGUCUGGGAGCUAAAGGUAAAAUAAAUCCAAAAAUGUCCGGCAUUGGUAUGGCUCUAUCGGAACAGGCUUGUAAAUUGGAACCCAACCUAAAUCCGCCCACAAUUAUUUUGUACAGCGGGAACAAACGCUGCAUUAUACAAAAGGAUGGUGAGAUUACUGGCAUUAUAUAUAAGCAAAGUAACAAUUAGUUGUAAUUGUUGGAUUGAGGGAGGGAUCAUAAUGUCAUAGUUGUGUUUUGUGCGUGGCCAUAUGGAAAACAGACAACCAAAUGCUGUGUAAUCUGCAUUCUUACUCAUGCUUCCAUUUGUGAUUAAAUGUUAAUUAAGUAAUAUUAUAACUUCAUCUGCUUUUUCUAUGUAGUCUUUAUAAGAUAAUAUUUUUUUUCCUAAACUAAAUGUCAUAAUAGUUUUUGCUUAAAUGU